This is a messenger RNA of Pogona vitticeps (central bearded dragon), 2363 nucleotides long. It is a transcript of the gene LRR1, whose product is annotated as leucine rich repeat protein 1. The record is from RefSeq and is a predicted model, not a curated record. Gene Ontology annotation, molecular function: protein binding. NCBI's taxonomy places the organism in Eukaryota, Metazoa, Chordata, Lepidosauria, Squamata, Agamidae. Gene Ontology annotation, cellular component: cytoplasm.
GCUGGCCGCGUGCUGCGCGCGCAGGCGGCGGGAAGUUCCUUCUAGUAGUCGCUGCCUUGGCUCGGAGGCGAGAGGAGCUCUUGCUCUUUUCUCCGUGUGGGGGGGAAGAGGAGGAAGGCGGCCUAGCGACCGGCCGGGAAGGGAAAGGAGAGGCGAUGCGGCUGCCCUGCGAGGUGUCGGUAUCGAGCCGCCUGCUGCCUUCGGCCGGCUUGACGGGCCCCGGGCGCCCCGUCCGGGCGGUGCUCUCCCUGGGGAAGCCGCCCGGAGGAGGAGGAGGCGGCGGCGUCUGGCUCCUGGUCAGCACCGCCCGCCACCGCCCCGGCGCCAAGUACCAGCUGAGAGAGAAUGUGGAACAGGUUUUUGCCAAGUUUGUGGAGGAAGGAAAAGCCACUGUGAGGCUGAAGGAGCCGGCAGUCGACGUCCGUCUCAGCAAGGCAAAUGUCAGCCAGCUGAAGACUUUCCUUUCUGCAGUGAAGCUGGCUCACCGAGGCACCGGUGAAGAAAAUUUACCACUCUCCGCUUUAAUUCCACCGAAAGCUUCUGAAGUUGAGAAACCAAAGUCUAAAAUGACCAUACUGUCGAAGAAGGAUUAUCCUUUAACUCAGAACUUCCCAUAUACGCUGGAGCAUCUCCAAGCCUCCUACUGCAAAUUAGCCCAUGUGGAUAUGCGUAUGCUUUGUCUGAAAAGCCUCCGGAAACUGGACCUGAGCCACAAUCGGAUUAAAAAGCUGCCAGCAACUGUGGGAGACCUUGCGUAUCUUCAGGAGCUCAAUCUUCAGGACAAUCAGCUGGAGUCCUUCAGCGUGGCUCUGUGUAACUCCAGUCUCCGAAAGUCACUCCAGUCUCUGGAUCUCAGUCAGAAUAAAAUGGCAGUGCUUCCAGCCCAGUUUUGCCAGUUGCGGGAACUGACUCACCUCAAGUUAGAUGACAACAAUCUACUUAGGCUGCCGUUCCAGAUCGGUCAACUGAGUCAACUCCGUUCCCUGUCCGUAGCUCGUAAUAAGCUCCCGUUUUUGCCCAGUGGUUUUGGAAAGCUUUCUCUCGAGUUCCUAGAUUUAUUUGGCAAUCCUUUUCAGCAGCCUAUGCCCCUUGUUCCUGACAUGCAGCUGAAAAUACCCUUGACUUUAUUAGAAUAUUCUGCAAGAACAGUAAUCAAUUCCAGGAUCCCAUAUGACUCCCACAUUCUUCCUUUUCACCUCUGCGAUGAUUUGGACAUGGCGAAGACCUGCCAGUGUGGGCACGCCUGCUUGAGCAGCUUCAUUCAGACAACUGUGACUGUGAAUCUACACAGUGUGUCACAUACAGUUGUCCUGAUGGAUAGCAGGGGGGGCACAGAGGCCCCCAUCCUCCGCUACUUCUGCUCUCUGACCUGCUACUCCCAGUUUCUGGACAGACAUCUGCAAAGCAUACGGUGACCUUCCGUGGGAGUGCAGAAACCUGGGGUGUUUGGAGGUUGCGUGCACCCACUCCCAGGCCUUCAAAGCAGCUUGGCAGGCACCUGACACUCCCCCUUCAAUGCCGCUGGACAAUUCCCUACCUCUGAGAUGUCCUGCAGAUGGCUGAUGAAGAGGUGGCUCUCUGCUCCCUUGUGGCAAAGAACGGGUUAUAACAUGCCCAUAUGAACCAGCAGCACCAUCUCUGGCCUUCUCGUCCUGGAAGGUCCUAGGCCCCUGGCUGCAGCAAAUACCACGGGCCGUCUGAGAAGCUGUGUUCAGCCACAAAAGAUAAAGCAGCUGCUGAGGUUAAGAGUUUCGAAAGACAGCUGCACUACCUUCUCGGCAAGACUGUCUACUGAACUCAAAAAGUUUUGAAAGACAAGCGCUGCUGUUGGCACGCAGAUCUGCAAGCACGUCCCUCACAUUUCCUUUUUCAUCAUCUAGAAAGAGGAAGGAAAACUAGCUUGGUUUUUCGACACCACACGGCUUGCUUUGGAAGAGACUAGCUGCCGGUUCAGCGAAGCUUGCCUGCCCGAGGCGAUUUGCCUGCCUGAAUUUGGGAGUCUUUGAAUUCCGUUCUUGAGGACAAGCAUUUGUUUCCUCGUCCCCACUAUGUCUUGAUGCUUUGAUUGGGAGCUGCUGGGACACUCUUUAAAGCUGACACCCUAAGAAGAGCUGCCUCUUCUGCUCCAGAAUAGAGACUGGUCCUCCUCUAUUUUUUUUAAAAAAUUACCUUUUCUAGGGCAACGAAACAGGGGAACAAGAAAGAUACACUCUCUCGAUGGCAGAGAUAUAGUCUAAAAAUCUCCAGGAAGUUUUGGCAGCAUUGAACAGUUCCUUGUGCGUAUGGUGCUCACUCUGGACACAGCAUUUUUAAGUACAGAUGUUUGUGCUAUUUUAAAAGCUUUAUUAAAAGAAAGUUUGUGA